AUGUCGCGGUCAAAACCUUCCAUUUUCUUCGUACAUGGAGCGUACCACCCACCACAGUGCUACGAUGCUGUAACGACGCUAAUCAAAGACGCUGGUUACGAGGUCAGUAUGCCCAGACUUGCAUCUCUAGGAAAAGACGCACUUGGGAUCACCGUGGACGAUGAUGUGGCUGUCGUACGCAGGAUAGCCAACGAGCUUUUCGAGGCUGGUAAAGAGGUUGUCCUCGUCGGGCACUCCUACGGCGGCCACGUCAGUGCCAUAGCAGCCAAAGGACUUACCACCAGAGAUUUUAAAGCACAAGGGAAGCAGGGGGGGUUCAAGGGAGUUGUAUAUUUGAGUGGCAUACUCGCCAAGCAGGGCGGGUGUGCAAUUGAUGCCUGCAACAGUGCAGCGAUCACGCCUCCUGACGUAGCCGAUAUCUACGACAUCCAGACUAUUGACGGAAAAACCUCAGCCACGGUCAGGAACACGGAAACUGCCAUCCGUUACUUCUUCAGCCCGGCGCCGAAGGACGAGAUCGAGAAGACCAUGGCACUGCUGGAGCCGCAGUGUCCAGACGUGUUCUACCUGCCAGCACUGAGCUCACCAGCUGACCUCUCCAUCCCCCAAACCUACGUCAUUUCCGAACAAGACAGCAUGGUUCUCUUAGAAUCGCAGGAACGCAUCGUCGCAGAUUGGGGAAUGAAGACAGUGAGAUUGGAGAAUACUGGGCACGCCCCAUUCCUCAACCACCCGCGACGAGUGGCAGAGGCAAUACUCGAAAUGGCCUCAUAA
Molecule: messenger RNA, 774 nt
Organism: Neoarthrinium moseri
Lineage: Eukaryota; Fungi; Ascomycota; Sordariomycetes; Amphisphaeriales; Apiosporaceae
Exons: 2
Coding region: 1-774 (257 amino acids)
Source: RefSeq, a predicted model, not a curated record